Phycomyces blakesleeanus NRRL 1555(-) is the source of this 1259-nucleotide messenger RNA. RefSeq lists its product as hypothetical. Lineage: Eukaryota; Fungi; Mucoromycota; Mucoromycetes; Mucorales; Phycomycetaceae. Bases 43 to 1125 code for a protein of 360 amino acids. Gene Ontology annotation, molecular function: oxidoreductase activity. The transcript has 5 exons. The record is from RefSeq and is a predicted model, not a curated record.
AUUAAACCUACUGCCGCCCAGUUUGGCGUUGACUUUGGUGCCAUGAUCAAUGACCUUGACUUGGAGAAAUUGACUGACCAUGAUUUUGCCAAGCUUGAGGAAGCUGUUUAUACUUAUCAAGUCGUUGUAAUCCGUAACCAGAGCCAUCUCACUCCUGAAACACAGUAUAAAAUCACAAAGAUGUUUGACCCUGCAAUGGAUACUUAUGGCCACGGUGGAAUGCACCGCGCAAAGGCCUCUGUGAUCGCCAGAGACUUGUCCCCUCUUCCCAAAGUACCACAAGUGCAACUAUUGGGCAAUGGUCUGAUCAAGAACUACCAGGGAAUUUCCGAGAAGUUGCUUGUUCAUCCCAACCAUCGCGUCUUUCACCAAACACAACUGAGUACUGAGGAAGAAGCAGCCGGUAAGACCCGAUUCUACAGAUGGCACAUGGAUGCCGCUCUUUACAGACUCAACCCACCAAAGGUUACCUCUCUCUUUGGAUUUAAGAACCCCGGUACUCGUCGUCAAACACUUCAAUACGACGAUGGGUCCAACUCUGAGAUUGAUGUUCAGUUGGGUACCACUGCUUUCAUCUCCGGACAAAGAGCAUUCGAGAUCUUGUCCCCUGAAUUAAAAGACUUUUGCUUCCGCACAAAGGUCCAAUAUGCCCCUCAUCCCUAUCUCUGGAUGUCCAAGGCUCGAUCCCGUUCAACUGGUCUUGGUAUGGUUUCUGAAGGCAAGGAACUCUCUGUUGAUGAACUCCCUCCUAUUGACGAGAAGGAUAUCAAGAUCUACCCCAUGUUGUGGAAAAACCCUGUUACAAACAAGAUCCAUCUUCAAGUCCACCCCUCGGCUGUACAGGAUCUUAUUACAGAUGGAAAGCGAGUGGGUGAUUUGACCAAGGUUCGCGAGAUCCUUUGGAAUAUCCAGCGUCCUUCAAUUAACCCCGAGAACGUCUAUGCUCACGAGUGGAAGGAUGGCGAUCUGGUUAUCUUCCACAACCGUGGUGUACUCCACAGUGUUGUAGGCUGUUUGACACCUGAUGAUAUCCGUAUCUUCCAACAGUGCAACAUGGCAAGUUCUGAUGAACCUAUUCCAGUAACCAAGGAAGAUUUUGCACCCUAUGCUACAGUCAAGGCUUAAAAAUACUUCUCCCCAAGAAAAAUAAAUAAUCUCCCUCCAAUUACUUGUAAAACUUCUUCCUUUUUUUUCAUAUACCAUUUCCAAUUCAAUAACAACACAAACUCAUAUAUAAAAUAAAUAAAUAAGAAAGCAAU